Nylanderia fulva is the source of this 4557-nucleotide messenger RNA. RefSeq names its product neurexin-4 (gene Nrx-IV). NCBI's taxonomy places the organism in Eukaryota, Metazoa, Arthropoda, Insecta, Hymenoptera, Formicidae. The record is from RefSeq and is a predicted model, not a curated record.
UAAUUACCCCGAUAUGAGGCAAUCUAUUUGCCUCGGCGUGAACCGUCAAGAUUCGAAGCUCCGAGAGCGAAGAGAGCGCAAAGCAAACUGGACGCAGGUGACAUCUGGUAUUCGCGGCGAUCACUAAACAGUCCGAACUCGGCGUCGAAUGAGUAAUUCGAUACAUCGGAAAGGUUCGAGGCGCGGCGGCAUUCACUCGAUCACGUCACUCGAUGAGUUGAUUCGCGUCAUCGGCGGACUGUUGUGGUUGUUUGCCGAAUUGCAUCGGAAUCAAAUAAAAUACGAGUUUUCUAUUUUUUCGCUCAACGCAUACGGUGAAUCGACGAGUGAAUAAGGAAUCUCGAACGAAGUCGAAGUCUUGGGUGGACGACUCUGGCAUCUCGUCACUUUUCGCCGAAUCCACUUGGGCGAUCGAGUCACCGAGGUGACGCAUCAAUCCGAAGGAUUUUUUCGAGACUAGAGACGUUUCCCAGUGCAAGGCGAUGGUACGAUGACCGCUCUCAGGUGCUUCGUGUACGCGCUCGUCGUGGUGGCAACCUCGUACGCCUAUGACGACGAAUGCUACAUUCCUCUUUUGGACAGAGCUCAAUUAACAGCAACCACUUCCUUAUCCGAAAGAGGUCCAACGAAUGCCAGGUUAAAUGGCGGAAACGCAUGGACGGCUGGCAGUUCCGAUUUCGGUCAGUAUUUAAUAAUUGACCUGGGCCAAGUGAUGAACGUCACAGGCGUGGCGACUCAGGGACGAUUACUGCAGAAGGAAUACGUGAUGGAAUAUCGUAUUAGUUAUGGCACCAAUGGUCUUGAUUAUGUGGAUUACAAGGAAGAAGACGGCCACGCAAAGAUGUUUAAAGGUAAUGUAGAUGGAGACAGAAUAAAACUUAAUAAAUUCGAAGUACCAAUAAUCGCUCAAUGGAUAAGAAUAAAUCCAACACGAUGGCGGGACAGGAUAUCCCUGAGAGUUGAACUCUACGGAUGUGACUAUGUGUCUGACGUUGUAUCUUUUAAUGGAUCAUCCCUCGUACGUCUGGAUCUAUUAAGAGAGCCUAUCGAAACCGAUAGGCAUUUUAUACGUUUUCGCUUUAAAACAAAUAAUGCCGAUGGAGUAUUAAUGUACUCUCGCGGUACACAAGGUGAUUAUAUAGCUUUGCAAUUACGGGACAAUAGAAUGUUGCUCAAUAUCGAUCUGGGAUCCGGUAUUAUGACGAGUCUGUCAGUUGGCAGUCUUCUGGACGACAAUAUGUGGCAUGAUGUCUCAAUCUCGCGCAAUAGAAAAAAUAUUUCCUUCUCUGUCGAUAGAGUACUGAUCAAGGGUAGAAUAAAAGGACAGUUUCACCGACUGGAUUUAAAUAGAGAACUUUAUAUUGGUGGUGUGCCUAACAAGCAAGACGGUUUGGUGGUGAAUCAGAAUUUCACUGGUUGUAUAGAAAACUUUUAUUUAAACGCGACGAAUAUAAUUCGCGACCUGAAGGAGACAGAAAUCAUAGAUGAGAAUCUGAGAUACUAUAAGAUCAAUACACUCUAUACCUGUCCGGAACCUCCGGUGAUACCCGUCACGUUUUUAACUCCUGGAUCUUUCGCUAGACUGAAGGGUUACGAGGGUAUACCGUCUAUGAAUGCUUCUCUUGCAUUUCGAACUUACGAAGAGCGAGGAAUAAUUCUUUAUCAUCAGUUUACAACUCCGGGCUUCGUCAAGUUAUAUCUGGAAGAAGGUAAAUUGAAGGUCGAUAUAAAGACAAAGGAUAAUCCGUCUGCGACUCUAGAUAACUUUUACGAAAAAUUCAACGAUGGAAAGUGGCAUCAAGUAAUUUUGACAAUUGCCAGAAAUUCUCUCAUCUUGAAUGUCGAUGGACGACCAAUGAAAACGGAGCGUCUCCUCGAUAUGUUGACUGGAGCGUUUUAUUUGGUUGGCGGUAUGAUGGGUGAAGGGAGCAAUCAUGGUUUCGUAGGUUGUAUGAGAAUGAUAAGUAUCGAUGGGAAUUAUAAAUUACCGACCGACUGGAAGGAAGAAGAGUAUUGUUGUAGAAACGAGGUCGUCUUCGACACUUGUCAAAUGUCAGAUCGUUGUAAUCCGAAUCCUUGCAAGCACUCUGGUGUUUGUCGUCAAAAUUCUGACGAAUUCUUCUGUGAUUGUGCUAAUACUGGAUACGCGGGCGCUGUUUGUCACACCUCAUUAAAUCCCUUAUCAUGCGAGGCGUAUAAGAAUAUAAAUUCGGUAAAUCAACGUGCAGAAAUUAAAAUUGAUGUGGACGGCAGCGGACCCCUGAAGCCAUUUCCUGUCGCUUGCGAAUUUUUCACCGAUGGGCGCGUAAUGACAGUUUUACGUCACAGUAACGAACAUUUAACUCCCGUCGAUGGAUUCGAGGAACCUGGCAGUUUUAUUCAGGACAUUAAUUACGAUGCUGAUCUCGAUCAGAUAGAGGCUUUAUUAAAUCGAUCUAUAAAUUGCAGACAGAGGAUAAAUUAUGCAUGCAAACAUUCCAAGCUAUUUAACUCUCCAGUUUCUACGGGUGAUUACUUUAGGCCGAACUCGUGGUGGGUGAGUCGGAGUAAUCAAAAGAUGGAUUAUUGGGGUGGUGCGUUGCCUGGGUCGCGAAAGUGCGAGUGUGGUAUACUUGGAAACUGUGCGGAUCCUACCAAAUGGUGCAACUGUGAUUCUGGAUUGGACGGAUGGUUGGAAGACGGUGGCGAUAUUACGGAGAAAGAAUAUCUUCCCGUUAAACAAUUACGUUUCGGCGACACGGGUACACCGCUCGACGAAAAGGAGGGUCGUUAUACAUUAGGCCCACUUAUUUGCGAGGGCGACGACUUAUUUAAGAAUGUUGUCACAUUUCGCAUCGUGGAUGCUACCAUCAAUCUACCGACAUUUGAUAUUGGGCAUAGCGGCGAUAUUUACUUUGUUAAAACCACUAUCGAAGACGCUGUAAUAAUUCACAGCAGAGGACCCACUGAUUACAUUAAGAUUUCCAUAAACAGUGGAAACCAGAUACAUUUUCAGUACGUGGCAGGCGGUGGACCGCUCACUGUGAGCGUACAAACAUCUUACAAAUUGGCCGAUGAUCAAUGGCAUUCCGUGUCGGUGGAAAGAAAUCGCAAGGAAGCCCGAAUUGUCAUCGACGGAGCACUGAAGAACGAAGUGCGAGAACCACCGGGUCCUGUGCGAGCACUUCAUCUCACCUCGGACCUCGUAGUGGGUGCCGCGACCGAUUACAGAGACGGAUUUGUCGGUUGCAUAAGAGCGCUGCUACUCAAUGGUCAAUUGCAAGAUUUGAGAAGUUAUGCCCGGCGCGGAUUAUAUGGUGUUACGGAAGGUUGUACGGGCAGAUGUGAGAGUAGUCCUUGCCUUAAUAAUGGCACGUGCCACGAAAAGUAUGAUGGAUAUUGGUGCGACUGUCGAUGGACCGCGUUUAAAGGACCCAUUUGUGCGGAUGAAAUUGGUGUAAACAUGCGACCCAGUUCGAUGAUAAAGUACGACUUUAUGGGCAGCUGGCGUUCCACCAUCGCUGAGAAAAUACGCGUUGGUUUCACUACGACAAAUCCAAAAGGAUUUUUACUUGGCCUCUUCUCCAACAUCUCGGGAGAAUAUAUGACUAUAAUGGUCUCAAACAGCGGACAUUUACGCGUGAUAUUCGACUUUGGUUUCGAGCGGCAAGAAGUUAUAUUCCCGUUUAAACAUUUCGGCUUGGGACAGUAUCACGACAUCAGAAUCGGCCGGAAGAAUUCAGGCUCGACUCUGAUAAUGCAAGUCGACAAUUACGAGCCGAAGGAGUUCACUUUUAACAUAAAGAAUUCUGCGGAUGCGCAAUUCAAUAAUAUCCAAUACAUGUACAUCGGCAAGAACGAGUCUAUGACGGAGGGAUUCGCGGGUUGUAUAUCGAGAGUCGAAUUCGACGAUAUAUAUCCAUUGAAGCUACUCUUCCAAGAGAACGGGCCUCCUAAUGUACGCUCGCUCGGCAGUCCAUUGACCGAAGAUUUCUGCGGAGUCGAACCGAUCACGCAUCCGCCAGAUGCCAUCGAGACGCGGCCGCCACCGCAAGUAGACGAGGAAAAAGUGAGAGCUGCGUACAAUGAGACUGACACAGCCAUUUUAGGGAGCGUGCUAGCGGUUAUCCUGAUUGCGCUCGUGAUUAUGGCAAUCCUCAUAGGUAGAUAUAUGUCUAGGCAUAAAGGCGAAUACUUGACACAAGAGGACAAGGGUGCUGAGAUAGCCCUGGAUCCGGAUUCAGCGGUUGUAAAUUCAGCCACUGGUCAUCAAGUGCAGAAGAAGAAGGAAUGGUUCAUCUGAAAUACAUCACACGUUAAAUAUGUAAGUGCUAGAGAGGAGUAUACAUUAACUUAAUCUAAAAUAUUAUACAUAAAUCCUUCUUACAAGGGUAGUCUUUUGCUCCGUUCAACUGUUAUCUCUACGUUUUAUAAUUUUGUAUCGAGACAAUGCGCGUAUCAUAGCGAGAUAGAAAUCAAAAAAGAACUGGUCAACUUUGAAAAAUAUUUGAAUUCUUUUCGCAAGAUUCAUAACAGUUUUAUUAAAUUCAAUCAUAAUUUUGAUGAAUUAUAUAUUAA